Girardinichthys multiradiatus is the source of this 5155-nucleotide messenger RNA. It is a transcript of the gene map4k2, whose product is annotated as mitogen-activated protein kinase kinase kinase kinase 2. The transcript has 32 exons. The record is from RefSeq and is a predicted model, not a curated record. Gene Ontology annotation, biological process: protein phosphorylation. The coding region runs from base 182 to 2788 and encodes 868 amino acids. Gene Ontology annotation, molecular function: ATP binding; MAP kinase kinase kinase kinase activity. NCBI's taxonomy places the organism in Eukaryota, Metazoa, Chordata, Actinopteri, Cyprinodontiformes, Goodeidae.
UUUAGGAUGGGCUGCGCCUGCAGUUAGAAGUUUGAGCUUGAACUGAGCCAACGAUAACAUUUAGUCAGCUCCCAUCACCCCGCCAGUCACCAACAGGAUCUGGAUCUGUUUUCUCCGUCGAUCCCAGUUAGGAUGUGUAUAUAGAAAGUGUCAGCCUGAGCUCCUACAGGUGUCACCCAUCAUGGACAGGAUAGGGGUCUCUUUCCUGGACCCGCUGGAGGACUACGAGCUUAUCCACCGGAUUGGUUGCGGCACCUACGGAGAUGUGUUCAAGGCUCGCAACAUCAGGACGUCUGAACUGGCAGCAAUUAAGAUUGUCAAGCUGGAUCCUGGUGAUGACAUCACAUCCAUCCAGCAGGAGAUCACCAUGAUGAAGGAAUGCAAGCACAAAAACAUUGUGGCCUACUUUGGCAGCUAUCACAGGAACACCAAACUGUGGAUUUGUAUGGAGUACUGUGGGGGAGGAUCACUUCAGGAUAUGUACCAAGUGACGGGUCCAUUAAAAGAGAAACAGAUAGCAUUCGUGUGCAGGGAAACCCUCCAGGGUCUGUAUCAUUUGCAUGAAACGGGCAAAAUGCAUAGAGACAUAAAGGGAGCUAACAUUCUUUUGACCGAACGAGGUGAUGUCAAACUAGCUGACUUUGGAGUGGCAGCUGAGAUUAGUGCUUCAGUGGCCAAAAGAAAGUCGUUUAUUGGAACUCCCUACUGGAUGGCUCCAGAGGUGGCUGCAGUGGAGAAGAAGGGCGGCUACAACCACUUAUGUGAUAUCUGGGCUGUCGGCAUCACUGCCAUCGAGUUAGCAGAGCUACAGCCGCCCAUGUUUGACCUCCACCCAAUGAGAGCACUGAUGUUGAUGUCCAAGAGCAAUUUCCAGCCUCCAAAACUGAAGGAUAAAGCCAAGUGGUCUGCAGGUUUUCACAGCUUUGUGAAGAUGGCUCUCAAUAAAAAUCCCCGUAAAAGGCCCUCAGCUGAGACCCUUCUGCAGCAUCCAUUUGUGACCCAGCUGCUGACCCGGAACCUGAUCAUUGAGCUGCUAGACCUGGCUAACAAUCCUGAGCUAUACAACUCCCUCACACACAGCUUAGAUGACAAUGAGCUGGAGAUUGGAGAAGUGGCUCCAGACAAGAUUCAGUCAGCAGGAAAACUGCCUGCAGAGAGGACCCUGUCUGAAGAACAAUUUGACCAAAUAAAGUUUGGACGUCCACUGAGAAAAGUCACAGAGCCUUAUCCUGACAUGCAGGGCGGCUACAAUGAUGACUGGAGUCUGUCUGGAGAUGAAGAUAACUCACCGAGCCUGUUGGAAUGUGUGGAACAAGCCCUGCAGAUGAGGAGUUUAACAAUUACAAGGGCGCCAUCUGCUGAUGGAGGUAGGAAGAGUGGUUUGUUCAGUCCUACAGCCUCACUGCCAGCCUUCAGCUCUUUAACUUCCAACACAGAAGACAGAGACCUGACACCGAGACCGACUUGCACACUUGGACCUGACACUGCCAUCACAGCUGACUCCGGCUCCACAGCAGUCUUGUCUAGGUGUUCUGCCACACAGGACAUCAGUCAGCACUGCAGUGACCCAUGCUUGCCACCACAACACACUGUAGUUGCAGGGAAAAUGAUGGUUUCCUCCCCCAAAAGAGAGACACCACUGUCUCCUGAGUGGAGCACACUGCGGAAAAAGCCAGAGGAAUCAAGAGCUGAUUGUCAUGGGCUUCCUCCCACCCCUCAAGUCCAUAUGGGGGCCUGCUUUACCAAAGUGUUCAAUGGCUGUCCUCUAAAAAUCCACUGUGCUGCGACCUGGAUCUUACCGAAAACAAAAGAUCAGUAUCUUAUCCUUGGAGCGGAGGAAGGGAUCUACACAUUGAACCUAAAUGAACUUCAUGAAGAUACACUAGAAAAGCUCCUCCCCCAGCGAUGUACAUGGCUAUAUGUUAUGAAUAAUGUGCUGAUGUCUGUAUCAGGAAAAUCAUCCCAGCUUUAUUCCCACAGUCUGACAGCUCUGUUUGAACAGAAAGGACAUCUGCAUAAAAAGCACGGCAGCCUGUCUCUCAGCACUAACCGCUUCACUGAGAGGAUGAUUCCCAGAAAGUUUGCCAUAUCUGUGAAAAUUCCAGACACUAAAGGCUGUAGGAGAUGUAGUGUAGCAAGAAACCCCUAUACUGACAGUACAUUUUUGUGUGGGGCGGUUCCAUCCGGCCUGGUGCUGCUGUUGUGGUAUGAGCCUCUCCAGAAAUUUAUGCAUCUAAAGCACAUAUCAGUGCGACUACCAGAUCCUCUGCCAAUAUUUGAGCUUCUGGUGCUGGUAACAGAUGAGUUUCCCCAGCUGUGUGUGGGGGUGAGAGAGUGUAAUAAUAGGGACACUCCCACCAGCCAGCAGCUCAAGUUUGAAAUAAUAGAGCUGAAUGCUCCCCCUACUUCAGUGCCAGAUAAUGGGGCCCUCAGAGCUGUACAGGUAACCCAGCUUGACCGAGACACAGUUCUGAUUGCAGUUGAAAAAAUUGUUAAGAUAGUGGACAUGAAAGGGCUUCCAUCCAAAGAGCUGGCAACUGAGAUAGUUUUUGACUUCCCAAUUGAAACACUAGUUUGUUUACAGGAUAGUGUGCUGGCUUUCUGGAAGCAUGGCCUUAAAGGAAGGAGUUUCCAUUCGGAUGAGAUAACACAGGAAAUCACAGAUGAGAGUCGAGUUUUUCGUGUUUUGGGAACAAACAGAGACAUCAUCCUUCAGAGUACACCAACUGAUGACCCCUCAGCACUCAGCAACCUGUACAUCUUAACUGGUCAUGAGAGCAGUUACUGAGCUGAAAAACAGGCUGUCUUCUUAAAGACUGUCUUUAAAUACAACUUGUGUUUUAAACAGUGUCUUUCCAACAAAUAUUUUACUGCCUCAAAGUUAAGGAAUGAUACCAAUUUUAUUGAAAGUGUAGUAGACCUUCAUAGCAUCUGCCCACACUAGGUUCCUACUGGAGGUUUCUGUGUGGAUACAGCUUCCAUCCCAAAUCAGGCUGCAUGUUGUUGAGAAACUGUUGUUUAGAUGAAUUUGCCAGUAUGUUUAAGGAUAACCCGACUAAUGCUGCAGUAGCCAAAAUUUCAUCCAUCUUGCCAGUUUUAGUCAUAAUACAACGAGGGGGGAGCAGACAUAGGAAAUUUGACCUCAUACCAAAUAUGUGGGUUGGGUAUUUCAGUCUCUUUUUGGACACUACAGUCUUCUCCGUUUUUUGUACACAAUGUUUGGUCAGGAGGGAGAGUCUAGUUGUACAAUAGAAUUGCACAUUAUUCUGACAGUGAUGGGACGUAAGAAUAAUGUUUAGCUUAGGCUUUUUAAUUGGAAAAACGCAUAACAUAUGGUGCAGGCUAUGAUGCAGCUUCCUGUGUAGAACUGAUAUGCACUUCCUCUGAAAUAUAACUCAAUAUGUUCAUUUUACAGACCAUACCAACUGGGAUUAGUUCAGUAAUUCAUUUCAAUUUUCUAAAUGGUUUACUUGUUUGCUAAGUAUUUCAUGUCAUAGAGUUUGUUUAAAUAUGAGUUUUUUGGAAUAUUCCCUAAAAUGGCCAGCUCCAUAAAGUCACAAUGGUCCAAUUUAGGUAUAAUUUGGUACAUACGGAGACUAAUGAUGGGUUUGUAAAUGAUUUAAUUUGCAAAGAACUGGGAUGUCUAAAAAAGAAACAGAGGGUGUUAAGUGCUAUCCUCAGGGGUGGAGUCAUGGUGUUACAUACAGUUGCCAGAAUGUCUGACAAUCGGUCAAAACAGUGAGUGAUGAUCAGACCCAGAGGAUGCCUGGCACAUGCAUUAGAGAGCAUAAUAUGUCUACUGGCCUUCCCUGACUUUUGGACGCUGUUUAUACCAGUUGCUGCACCAGGUCCCAGCAGCUGUGUGCAACACUAUUGCUCCAGCUCUAAUGCCACCACUCCUACCCUGUUGUGUCCAGUCUGCAUUUAAACAUGUGCAAACUUUGAGCUUAAUAGUUUCUGUCAUGACCAUGUCAGUCAUUUGUGUUACCAAAAUGGAACACUGCUGUUGAUUCACUGCCAGACUUUAAUACCUUAAAGUGUAACCAUCAACAAUGCCCUGUUUACUUUAAAAGAAAUACUGCAAAUAUGUUCACCCAAAAAUUAAUACUCUGCCAAAUUACUACCCUAAAUUAUACUGUUUGGGCAUUUGUAUUAUUUUAUGUGGAUGGAAUCUUUCACAGAUACAAACGGCUGCAUUGGACGUCUUCUUAGGAUUAUCGGGUUCAGCCUUAGAGAUGUGGAGGGAACCUCCAUUAGGUCUGAAAUGAGCUGCUGCUCCUUUUCAUUGAAAGGGGUCAGUUGAGGUGGUUCGGGCAUCUGAUCAGGAUAACUUUUUGGCGUUCCUCUCAAUAUUUUCGGGGCAAGACCCACUGGCAGGAGAACCCAGGGCAAACCCAGAACUUGCUGGAGGGAGAAUAUAUAUCCCUUCUGGUCUGGGAAGUCCUUGAGAUUUUAAACUUAAUGCUCCAUCUUUUUCAAAAAACAAUUACACAAAGACUAAAAACACUUCCACCCAGAUUGAUGGGCAACAGCAGUUGCUUCUCUAGGACCACUGCUCUUUUGUUUCAUUCUUUGUAUUUGCAUAACGUACCUGGAUGUUUUAGAGCAGAAAACAGACAGUUUUUGUCUAAUAGAAAAAUAUCUAUGUUGUUUUUAAUAUUCAUAAAGUUUUGCAAAAUGUCAUAUGAUCUGUGUUAUGAUCUAAAAUAAAUGACCUUUGAAAUGAGGGGGGAACUGACGUUUUAAUCCAGAUGUGCAUUUAGGUUAGGUAAAGUAUUGUUAGAAUAAAAUACAAUUCCGUUGUAUGUUGGUAGUCUCAAUUCUACUACAUUGCUAGUGUCUGUGGUUGUGUAUAAGGAUUUUUAUGUUAUUUAUGCUGUAACCUGUAUUAAUAACUCCCAUUUCUUCUGAGGCAUGCUUGGGAGACGCAGUAUAAAUUUGUAUGUUGUUUAAAGAUGUGUUUUGAUUAGAAAUCGUAUGUAUAUAGCAACUGAGAAUGCUCUUUGAAUUUUAGAGUAUUGUUAAUAUGAAAAAAUAAAGAUUUUAAUGUCCUCAGUAACUUAAGCAGAUUGAUUCUAGAAGGAGACUUUUUUUCAUAACUCAAAAAAGUAUUUUUUAAAAAUCCAAUAAAGCACAAUGGCAUUCCUCCAAAAGA